AUGCAGACGUUUUUAAGAGUGGAGCAGGACAAGGACAAAGAAUGCAGCUUGGAAUGCACAGGAUCCUCUCAGAAGUCAUUGUGUGCUUCAGAUGGCCGGACUUUCCUGUCUCGGUGUGAAUUCCUUCGGGCAAAAUGCAAAGAUCCUCAGCUAGAAAUAGCCCACAAAGGCAACUGCAAAGAUGUUUCAAGAUGUGUGGCAGAGAGGAAGUACACUCAGGAACAAGCACGCAAGGAAUUCCAGCAAGUGUUUAUUCCAGAAUGCAAUGAUGAUGGCACUUACAGCCAGGUUCAGUGUCACAGUUAUACAGGCUACUGCUGGUGUGUCACGCCCAAUGGCCGUCCGAUCAGUGGGACUGCUGUAGCCCAUAAAACCCCACGUUGCCCAGGUUCUCUAAAUGAGAAGUUGCCACAACGUGAAGGUACAGGAAAAACAGAUGAUGCCUCAGCUCCUGCACUGGAAACUCAGCCCCAAGGGGAUGAAGAAGAUAUAGCUUCUCGUUACCCUACACUAUGGACUGAGCAAGUAAAGAGCAGACAGAACAAGACCAACAAAAAUUCUGCAGCAUCCUGUGACCAAGAACUUCAGUCAGCACUCGAAGAAGCUAAACAACCCCAAAAAGACAAUGUGUUCAUUCCCGAGUGUGCUAAUGGGGGGCUUUACAAACCAGUGCAGUGUCAUCCUUCAACAGGAUAUUGCUGGUGUGUCCUUGUUGACACAGGACGCCCCAUCCCUGGUACAUCGACAAGAUACGAACAGCCAAAGUGCGAUAACAGUGCCAGGGCUCAUCCAAGCAAAACAAAAGAUUUGUUCAAAGGGCGCCAGCUUCAAGGCUGCCCAGGGGCCAAGAAGAAUGAAUUUCUGACCAGUGUUCUGGAUGCCCUCUCUACGGAUAUGGUGCAUGCAGUCUCCGAUCCUGCAGCUUCUUCCAGCAGGCUUUCAGAACCAGAUCCUAACCAUACCCUGGAGGAGAGAGUUGUUCACUGGUAUUUUAAACAACUGGAUAAAAAUUCCAGUGGUGACAUUGGCAAAAAAGAAAUCAAACCAUUUAAAAGAUUCCUGCGGAAAAAAUCCAAGCCCAAGAAAUGUGUGAAAAAGUUUGUGGAAUACUGUGAUGUGAAUAAUGACAAAUCUUUAACAGUUCCAGAACUGAUGGGUUGCCUGGGAGUAACAAAAGAAGACAACAAAGCAGAGACAAAGAAACGCCACACUCCAAAAAAUAAUCCUGAAAGCACCCCUUCCAACAGGCAGCAAACCUCAAAGAAGCAAGGCUGAACACUUCCAAUCCAAGAUAGAUCUCUCAGACAAAUGGGAGAUUCCCUCACCAAAAGGCAAUAAGAAAC
Messenger RNA from Varanus komodoensis (Komodo dragon), 1343 nucleotides. It is a transcript of the gene SMOC2, whose product is annotated as SPARC related modular calcium binding 2. The record is from RefSeq and is a predicted model, not a curated record. Gene Ontology annotation, cellular component: basement membrane. NCBI's taxonomy places the organism in Eukaryota, Metazoa, Chordata, Lepidosauria, Squamata, Varanidae. Gene Ontology annotation, biological process: extracellular matrix organization. Bases 1 to 1275 code for a protein of 424 amino acids. The transcript is spliced from 13 exons. Gene Ontology annotation, molecular function: extracellular matrix binding; calcium ion binding; protein binding.